Molecule: messenger RNA, 4154 nt
Organism: Cuscuta epithymum
Lineage: Eukaryota; Viridiplantae; Streptophyta; Magnoliopsida; Solanales; Convolvulaceae
Source: the annotation of a GenBank genome assembly
GAGGGUGGGCCUUUGCUAUGGUAUUAUUGUGAGAAAUGCCAAAAAGGCAUUCUCCAUCACCCCUAAACUCAUAGGCUCGACCAAGCCACUCAAAGAGGAGAGAUAAGGUCUGUAAAUACUCUAUUUUCAUCCACCAUAUUCGAACCAAAGCUUAAGGAGAAGAAGGAGGGGAAAGAGAAGAGAAAGAAGGAGGAAAACUUGAGGAUCAACAAGGUGUUUCAAGAACUUUCACGGAGUUGAAAGGGUCACCGGAGUUGUCGCCGGAGUUCAUUGAAGUUCACCGGAGUUUCACCGGAGCUCUAUCGGGAAGGGCUAGAACUCCAUAAGCUUCAUUAAGGUUGAGGCUAGAGUCCUACUACCUGCACCUUUGCCUAGGGUGAUUGAUCAAGGAGGGAGACGUGGUUCGUGCUUCCAUUUUUCUUCAAAAUUGAUAAACUGCUCCUGGAUAUUUGAACAAUGUUUUCUGUUAAACUAUUAAAGGACCUGUGUGCUCGUGUUUGCCACAUGUGGCUAACUAUCAAACAUAUUUUAUAUUCCGCAUUUGUUUGACUAAUGUAUAUUGAUGUUGAUUGUAUGAGUUCACUAAUCGGUUUGGCAAAAGAAUCUAACGGACGCCUUGUAUGAUCUAAUAAGAAUGAACUACGUUGUUCUUAUUGGGUUGUACGGCGGUUGUCUACGUGGCGCGGACGCGGUCCGGGGCGUGACACAAUCUUAGUGGGACGGACCGAAAUGGUAAAAUGAGACAAUCAUAGCGGGACGGAGGGAGUAAUACAUAGUGAUCAAUCGUAUUUUUAUCCAAAAAAUGUAAGUAAUCACAAUAAAAUAUAAGUAUGGUCGGAUCAUGAUUUUGAUUAGUAUAAUAUUAGGGUUUUUACAAAAAAUAUUACUAAAAUAAAACUUAUUUACAUAAAUAUGACUAUUCAUUACUACAACGUAGUGUUAUGGUAACUUAAGUUCAAAACUUCAACAUGAAUUACUAUGAUUUCAUUAUUAUUUUAGUAACUAGUUUUAUAAGAUAUUUUCAUUUUGGUCAUAUUUAUGUAAUUAUUUCAAAAUAUUAUGCAAGUUGUAAAUUUUAAACUUUUCCAAAUGUUUUUUUAACUAAAAAAACAUUUUUACAUAAUUUAUAUAUUAUAAAUAAUUUUAAUAAAAAUAUAGUUAGAGCAAAGUAGUAUAUUUUAAUACAGAAAUUGUCCUAAAAAUGUUUUGAAAUUCUAAAAUAGGAGUAUCAUGUUUUUUUAUUUCCUGAAUAGGAGUAAUUUGUCAAGUUUGAAAAAAAAUGUCAUGUUUAAAAGCCUUCUAAUACCAUACUUGGCAAAAAUUUAUCUCUAUUAAGGAAAUAAAAAACAUGAUACUCAUAUUUUGAAAUUUUAAAAUGUUUUUACUCCUUUUUAGGGAAUUCUCUCAUUUUAAUAUUAUGAAGAGCAAUUUGUCCAAAUAAUACUCCAAGAUCUUAAUAAUUAGGGAGUAUGUGACAGACACUAAAUAAAGAGUAAUAAAUCCUUCAGCGUAGCGUGGCAUACGUGCUCACUAAAGAGCCCGUAACAUGCCUAUUAAAAUUUUCGUAGAAAGUUUUGCCCAAAACAAAAAAAAUUGUAAAAGGUCACCUAAAAUUGUGUGUGGAAAUGUCUUUUAGCAUAAUACUACGUACUUCGGUACGCAUUCUGGGCGACAGGGCUCAAGCCGCUCCAGUUACAGUGUCUCAUUUUUAGCUUUCCUUGGCAUAUCAUCUUGGAAUCAAAGUGACUAUUUCGGUACACAUUCUAAAACUAUAUUAUCAAUGUUCCGUUUUCCAUAACUUCAACUUUUAAGAAUUCAAUAGCUAUGGAAUUAUGUUGCUUUAUCCAAUUAGCUGCUUUUUCUCUGCUGCUUUCAUUCAUGUCAGAAUAGAGGAUUUUAGCGUAAGGUUGAGUACUUCGCCAAUUAGGGUUAGAGUAUCUUAUUUGAUAAAUUGGAUUGGAAAUCAUAACGCCUUUUUCGCAAACUUUAAUGACCUCCAUGAAUGGCGCCACAGUGCUAAGGAUCUGUGAUCCAUAAUUCCAUAUCGCUUGUCUUUAAUAAGUAUCUAACUGGGUUAUUUAGGGCAGCCUCCCCACUGUUGGUUUUCCCUUACUUGUGAAGUGGAGUAAUAUUUCCAAUUUUCCAUUGUCGGGUUUUAUUAAUAAAAGUGCUACCUUUGUCCGAUUAAUGUUAAACUGAUGGUUAACAUUAAUUUUUGCGGCAGGCAUAGUGGUCGCUCUAAACGGUUGCUUCAUCUAUAUUUGUCCUUGUCUUAGAAGAUUCUUAGCAAUUUUUUCAAUUCCUUUCCACAAGCUCCUAUCUUAGAAAUCCGUUGAUUAGUUAAACAAGAAAACUUGUUGGACUCCUUAUGAACCAAGUGAAAAAGAUACACGCCCACACCCUAAGAAAUGGUCUAGAUUUUACUCAAUUCUUGAUGACUAAACUACUUGAAAUCCCAAACAUCCCAUACGCCCACAAACUGUUUGAUAAUACUCCUAACCCAACAGUCUUCCUAUACAACAAGCUCAUUCAGGCAUACUCUUCUGAUGGGCCUCACUCCCAGUGUUUCUCUCUGUACAUCCAAAUGUGCCGUCAGGGAUGCUUCCCAAAUGCACACACUUUCACCUUCCUUUUUGUUUCUUGCUCCAGCCUUUCGAAUCUUAGGUUGGGCCAAGUUCUCCAUUCUGAUCUCAUCAAGCAUGGCUUUCUACUUGAUAUAUUUGCCUUAACUGCAUUGGUUGACAUGUAUGCUAAGACAGGCUCGAUUGCUUCGGCCCGAAGGCAAUUUGAGGAGAUGAAAAUAAGGGAUUUACCCACAUGGAACUCUUUGAUUUCUGGUUAUGUCAAGAAUGGGAAUAUGGAUGAAGCAUUGCAUUUAUUUUCAACAAUGCCUUCAAGGAAUGUGAUAUCUUGGACUACAAUGAUAUCAGGUUUCACACAAAACGGUCAGUAUGGGGAUGCUCUUGUCAUUUUUAGAGAAAUGGAAAAGGAGACUGAAGUGAGGGCGAAUCAAGUGACCAUAGCUAGUAUUCUUCCGGCGUGUGCAAAUCUUGGGGCUUUAGAGUUUGGAAAGAGAAUCGAGGCUUAUGCAAGGGAAAAUGGAUUCUUCCAGAAUAUGUUUGUUCGUAACGCUGUAUUGGAAUUGUACGUUAAAUGUGGCAGACUUGACACAGCAAUGGAAGUUUUUGUUGACAUGGGCAAGAGGAGGAACUUAUGCUCUUGGAAUACUAUGAUCAUGGGCUUAGCCAUUCAUGGCAAAGGCACUGAAGCAAUCGGACUCUUCAACAAAAUGUUGGGAGAAAGGAUUUCACCAGAUGAUGUUACAUUCGUUGGAGCAAUCAUGGCAUGCACACAUGGAGGAGGCAUGGUAGCAAGAGGAUGGGAGCUCUUCAUGUCCAUGGAAAAAAAGUACUCCAUUGCUCCCAAACUGGAGCAUUACGGAUGCAUGGUUGACCUUUUAGGACGUGCAGGCAAUUUGGAAGAAGCAUAUGAUCUUAUUCGAAACAUGCCAAUGAGACCCGAUUCUGUUGUUUGGGGGACUCUAUUGGGAGGGUGCAGUUUCCACUGCAACGUUGAACUUGCAGAGAAAGCAGCACACAUCCUAUCUGAAUUGGAACCAUGGAAUCCGGGAAACUAUGUCAUUCUUUCAAAUAUAUAUGCAAGGGCAGGGAGGUGGGAUGGGGUUAUGCGUCUAAGGAAGGAGAUGAAGGGAUCCCAAAUAAGAAAGGGGGCAGGUUACAGCUUCAUCAUUGAAGGAGGAGGCCAAAUGCAUAAGUUUAUUGUUGAGGACAAGUCACACCCAAGAACUAAUGAGAUAUAUGCACUUCUCAAUGACAUCGUAGACAAGUGUAAACUCUGUGUUAAUGGCAUCUAUAUUGAUUCUGAUUUUGCUGGGUAGGAGCCCUGAUUCUGAUUUUGCUGGGUAGGAGCCCUGAUUCUGAUUUUGCUGGGUAGGAGCCCUGAUUCUGAUUUUGCUGGGUAGGAGCCCUCACCCCCGACAGAAGUAAUUUUGACCAAAGUUGUAAAAGUAGAAAUUUUAGAAUGAACUUUAAAUCUUAAGAUUUUUAUUAUGUUAAUAAUUACCAAGAACUAGAGUAUGAAACAAACCUACGGAGUAUAAAUUUGCAAUUGACACUACUCGUGACUUAAAAUUA